AUGCUCGCUAUACAGCCCUCCAAGCCCCAGAAGUGCACGCCAAACCUUCUCCCCGCACGCAUAAACCACAAUGGCCCUAUCCCUUCAACCUCACAAUACUGGAAGCCCUCCACCGAUGACAAGGGCACCCAACACGCUCACUUUCGGGGUCGCCACCUCCACGGCACUGUUUUGCCUCUCCCAGAAAAUUAUACCGGCGCCAUCCUCGCAGUCACCGAAAAGCAAUUACCGCAGUCGAGACGACCCACGGAGUCAGACGGUGACGAGACGAUGGAGGACGGAGAAGAAGAGACCAUACCCGUAGAAGUCAAGAUUGCAGAACAAGUGGGGAAAUUCGACGAGGUCGUUAUCUGGGGACACGGAGGGGAGGUGGACCCUGGACAGGACAUGUUUGUCAAGGGACUAAAAGAAUGGGUGGGAUUUGCAGAGAGCAUGCAUCUUGACGCGGACGACGAGACAAUCACAGAAGCGGAAACAUGGAAAGAAAAGAAGGGUUGA
Messenger RNA from Bipolaris victoriae FI3, 498 nucleotides. RefSeq lists its product as hypothetical. Bases 1 to 498 code for a protein of 165 amino acids. Lineage: Eukaryota; Fungi; Ascomycota; Dothideomycetes; Pleosporales; Pleosporaceae. Gene Ontology annotation, cellular component: ribonuclease H2 complex. The record is from RefSeq and is a predicted model, not a curated record. Gene Ontology annotation, biological process: RNA catabolic process. The transcript has a single exon.